GGAACGUGCAUGAGCAGGCUGGUGGACAGAUACUCCCACUGUGCCCAACCCUUGAAUGGCCACAAGGGCGCCAAUUCCUUUCUGGACCCCGCCCAUUAAAGGGGUUUCAGGGUACACCACUUGUGGCCUUAUCCCCUCAAAGUGAAAAGUUGGUGUUCAACUCGUGGGGAAGGAGACACACUCCCGUGGCGCAGAGAUUCUCGACUCAGCGAUGAGAGUCUUUUAGGGCUGGCUGGAAGCCACCGCCCAGCCUACCGAUGCAGUCGGAAACCAGCGGGUGUGAAGAGGAGACCCCUUCCCUCUGGUGGGGUUUGGAUCCUGUGUUUCUGGCCUUUGCAAAACUCUACAUCAGGGAUAUCCUGGACUUGAAAGAGUCCCGCCAGGUGCCAGGUGUUUUUUUUUACAACGGGCAUCCAAUAAAGCAAGUAGAUAUCUUGGGAACUGUUAUUGGAGUGAGAGAAAAAAAUGCUUUCUACAGUUACGGAGUGGAUGAUAGCACUGGAGUUAUAAACUGCAUCUGCUGGAAAAAGUUGAAUGAUACUGAGUCUUCCCCAGCUGCUCCAAGCGCAAGAGAACUGAGCUUAACCUCACAGCUUAAGAAGCUGCAAGAGUCCAUUGAGCAGAGAACAAAGAUAGAAAUUGGGGACAUUGUCCGGUUCAGAGGUUAUAUCCGCACCUUCAGAGAAGAGCGAGAAAUUCAUGCUACUGUUUAUUAUAAAGUAGAUGAUCCAGUCUGCAACACUCAAAUUGCAAGGAUGCUUGAGCUGCCCAGUAUCUACAGGAAAGUUUAUGACCAGCCUUUCCAGAGCCCAGCCCUAGAAAAAGAGGCACUAAGCAAAAAUCCAGGUGCCCUGAACCUUACCAAUCUCACAUGUUUGCUGAGUGAAAAAGCCAAAGAAUUCCUCGUGAAGAACAGAGUGCAAACCUUCUACCAGCAGGAGUUGGAAACGGUGGAGUCUCUGCUGUCCCUUGCCAAUCAGCCCGUGAUUCACAGCGCGUGCUCCGAGCAAGCAGAUUUUAAGAAUGACACCACUACUAAGGCAAUUCAUAGUAUAUUUAAGAAUGCUAUAAAGCUCCUGCAGGAAAAAGGAUUCAUUUACCAGAAGGAUGGCAGUUUUGAUAACCUCUUCUAUGUAACCAGAGAGGACAAAGAACUGCACAGAAAGAUCCACCGUAUCAUUCAGGAAGACUGCCAGAAACCAAACCACAUGGAGAAGGGCUGCCACUUCCGGCACAUCUUGGCCUGUGCUCGCCUGAGCAUCAGCCCGGGCCUGAGUGAGCCCGUGUUGCAGCAAGUGCUGGAGUUCCUGGAGGACCAGAGUGACAUCGUCAGCACAAUGGAGCGCUACUACACAGCGUUCUGAGGACAGGCCGCAGGCAGCCCAGGCGGAGCUGGGCCAGGGAGAAAGACCAAGUGGUGUUCAUUUCCAGGCCCUGAUUUUAAACAUGCGGAGGCUUACAGGUCAGGAGGCAAUUAUCUUAUAAUCAACUGUAACAUACGGUCAUUUGAGGAAUGGAAUUUAGUGUGAAUUUUUUAGGCUGCCUUCUACCUGCUGUAUCCUUGGGGUAAAGUGACUUUUAUCUCAGCCACAACACACAAGAGAACCCUUUCUGUUGGCCUCCUGAUGGGACGGAACACUGCUGAUGAAGCAGAAGGGGAGGAGACAGUGCUGGUGGCUGAACCGUGCGUGUAGAUGGGGCUCUCAAAGGGGCAUCACAUGGUAAAGCCCUUGGACUGUGGGAGGGAAGAGCGUGCAGCCAGAUCACACGGAUCUGAAACUUUUUAAAAGUUUAUACUAUCAGGAACAUUAUUGUGUGUUUGCUUAAUGGUUAAGAACCCAGCAUAGGAACCUAGCUCUCCCUGAAUGAGUGCUGCAGAGCUACGAUUUCCAAGGGCCAAGCACCGGCGGUGGGUCCUGAGUCAUGGGCUCAGUGCU
Messenger RNA from Pteronotus mesoamericanus, 1937 nucleotides. RefSeq names its product STN1 subunit of CST complex (gene STN1). Gene Ontology annotation, cellular component: CST complex. The record is from RefSeq and is a predicted model, not a curated record. Gene Ontology annotation, molecular function: single-stranded telomeric DNA binding. Gene Ontology annotation, biological process: telomere capping. The coding region runs from base 258 to 1364 and encodes 368 amino acids. Lineage: Eukaryota; Metazoa; Chordata; Mammalia; Chiroptera; Mormoopidae. The transcript is spliced from 10 exons.